Messenger RNA from Pseudovirgaria hyperparasitica, 1215 nucleotides. RefSeq lists its product as uncharacterized. Gene Ontology annotation, biological process: regulation of transcription by RNA polymerase II. The coding region runs from base 1 to 1215 and encodes 404 amino acids. Gene Ontology annotation, cellular component: nucleus. Lineage: Eukaryota; Fungi; Ascomycota; Dothideomycetes; Acrospermales; Acrospermaceae. Gene Ontology annotation, molecular function: DNA-binding transcription factor activity, RNA polymerase II-specific; RNA polymerase II transcription regulatory region sequence-specific DNA binding. The transcript has a single exon. The record is from RefSeq and is a predicted model, not a curated record.
AUGAGGUGGCGGAGGAUGCUCUCUGACUUCAUCUUGGAUCUUCAAGAAGAGGAGCGUACAAGUAAUACGAUCAUUGCUCCGUCCAAUCGUUCAAUGCACGCCACUUCGAAUCUGACAAGCCACCCCACAGCCGUGGACAGUACGUCCCUUGUGUACUACGACUAUCUGAAAAAUCUGAUUCCUUCUUCGGAGUCUGAAGUGAUUAUCAAGAAGGAGAAGAGUCACGAAUGUCCUGUUUGCCACAAGUCUUUUACACGGAAGGCCAUAUACCUCGACCACUAUCGCAGCCAACACUCCGAUGAACGCAUUCUUUGCAGUAUCUGCAGCAAACCAUUUAAGCGACAGAACGACCGCCGAAGGCACGAAAAACUGCAUUCCGACGAACGCGCUUUCCGAUGUCAAGGAGAGAAUGAGAAUGCGCAUCUUGGUUGUGGCAAGCGCUUUGCUCGCCUGCACUCGCUAAGAGAGCACCAACGGCGAAAACCCGAAACAUCUUGCUAUGAGCUCAUUUCGAAGAUACAAUCAAGGCGGUCGUCUGCAACUACAUCGAUUCCAUCAGAACCUGAUUCGUUAAGCGAAGAUGACGGGGACGUCGACGAGGAAGAUUUGGUCAUGCAGAGUAUCGAACCAAUCGAAAUCAUUGAUUCGCCCACCGAAUACGAUAUGGAGUAUAUUGAAGACACGAAACCUGUCACAUCGACGCCACCAGUACCUCAUAUCUCCAUCCAAUCCGCUCACAUAUCAUGGCCCUCUGUAAUAGAGGCCAAGAUUCGGCAACAGGCAGGACGUGCUCUCGCCGCUACCCACCACGAGCAGGUCCAACGGAACGUCGACGUCAAGAAUUCAGUACCAUCGCCAUCUAAUGGAUCGGCAUACCACUGCUGGCUAUGUCCCAGUAGGUAUACGCGGAAAGAGUCGUUCGAAUUUCACCUACAGCAUCACUUCCACGAAUUGGAACAACGGCCGUAUCACUGCUCCCAGUGUGGAGGGGAUUUCUCUCUCAUCGGCCAUCUCAAUACUCAUAUGUCAAACUGUACAGCUGCAUUUGGCUUAUUCCGGUGUAAUUACGGCUGUGGUCGUGCCUUUCCAUCGAAAGAGGACAUGAUUCAACAUUGUAACGCUCCAGAUGAUACUGGAUGCUUCGAGAAAGUCGGAAGAUAUGAACAGCAUGUGAAGGCAAUAAUUCUAAAUCGCUUGGCACAGCUCAAGGUGUAA